GUUCAGUUUAGGCCAGCCUCCCAGCCUUACUAGAGCAGCCUCCGUAUACAGAUAUAUUGCGUAAAGGAGGCUAGCUGGAGGCUCGCUGGAGGCAAGCUUUGUCAUUUAAUUUUAAGUGAAUACGUGAAUUAGUCAGGAUAAAGGGCAGAUUGUAUUACCCGGUGAAUAAAAGUAAAAUGUAAAAUUAUUGUGAAGAAUUGGGAGGCCUCGGCCCCCCCUCACCCUUCCUGGUAUAAGGUACAGUUAUAUACAACAUGGAGGAAGAGUGUAUAGAGAGGGGAUGCUAAGCGAUUCCGACAUUGGAGAGACAAGUGGGAAGAGUAAGGGGGGAGGAGGAGGCGGAGGAGGAGGCGGAGGAGGAGGAGGAGGAAGUGGAGGUGCAGGAGGAGGUGGUGCUGGAACAAGCAGGAAAAGAUCAAGAAGAGUUGAUCCUCCAAGAACACCUGGCAGGAUCAGUCCAUUAGGUGCUGAGAGAGAAAGAGAGUUUCCAACAACAAAAGUGGGAGUUCCUCAAGGUGUUGACAUGGGAGGGGACUCAGAUCGCCAGUAUGGAAGCUACCAUUCUCACAAUAUACAUUCAGGAGACUUAGUGCAGUCCAGGGAUUUCCACUACUCCGUGGAACCGGUUUAUCGGAGACCCAGAGAGGUGGUUGCGUACCAUAGACCUGACGCAAUGUCUGAGUAUGCGUAUCUAGAGCAUAAAUCUUCACCAUAUCAUACAGGAACCCUAAGGACGAGUGUACGAGGCCUAGUGGAGGACGGAGGACGAGCAGGACGAGAGGAGGCUCGGCUUCGUCUUGUAGAAGAAGGAAGUCGUCGGGAAGAGUCCAGAUCACGCUUAGAGGAACAGCGCGCGCGCGUCGAAGAGUCACUGCGCACAGGGAGACUGGACCAGAACUAUAUGAUGGUCCGCGCACAGUCCCGGCUUCAGGGGAUUCAGGACUCAUCUCGUCUUAGUGGACUUCAGGACAAUUCCAGACUUCAAGGAAUACAGGACAACUCAAGAAUGGGAAUACAGGAUAACUCAAGAUUGGGACUACAGGACAACUCAAGAUUGGGACUACAGGACAAUUCAAGAUUGGGACUGCAGGACAAUUCAAGAUUGGGACUGCAGGACAAUUCAAGAUUGGGACUGCAGGACGGAUAUGAUCGAAUAUCCCACAGGAGUGAGAGUAGAAACGAUAUCCUGGAUUCCGAUCAUCCUGUGUACGAUCUCUACUAUCAUCCAGGACAAUAUUCCGGGUUUGUCCGGACCUGCGACGGGAAAUUUAUCAGAACCAGUUUACCCCAACAAGAAGUAGAAAACAUGGAUACUUCUUAUAGGUCUUCCUCUGCCAUACACACACUCAGGAGGACCUCUAAGUCUCGUCACCAAAACCAGAACUCAGAAUAUUGCUGUACAGUCAGAGAUGAAGGAAGUUUACGCCCCUCAGACCAGCUUCAGCAAUCCUACGCUACUCUACGCGGUCGAAAAUGGUCGGAUAAAAACUGUCGGGGUGUCGGAGAUAAUUAUGGACGACAUGCUAUCACCAACUUCACUGACGACGCCCGCAGCGUGCAUAGCCUGGCCGACGAAUUUUUGCUUCCGGUUGGCCGGCAUCAUCAUUCCAAGUCUAUAUCCAGGUCCACGGAUAAGUCCCUGGACUCUCUGGGUCUGGACGAAGAAAGUGAACGAAUCGGCGGUUUCGCUGGUUUACCCAAUAUAUCAACAAUGUUAAAGCGUGAGCCCCCGGAUGGAAAAGAGAAACCUGAACCCCCAAAACAGAAGUUUGAAACCCUGUCUAGGAAAAACUCUAAAUGUGAUCUUCUGGAGAGGGUUCAGGGGGACCUGGAGAAUAAGGAGAAGAGGGACUCAGGAGCAGGACUCAAGGACGGAUAUCUGGAUCCGUCCUGCUCCAAGGACGAGGAUAUACAGGAUAGAUUAAAAGACUGGAAAGCUCCUUCAAGCCCAAGAUGUGGUAGCAUGUCAUCAGGUUCGAUGCAGGGUCAACACAACUCCCUGGUUCCUCUUGGGACGAACCAGCACAACUCCUUGGUUCAGAACCAGCACAACUCCUUGGUUCAGAACCAGCACAACGCCUUGGUUCAGAACCAGCACAACACCUUGGUUCAGAACCAACAUUCUCAACUCCAACAUCCUCAGAACCCUGGAUCCUCCUCAGUUUGUACCUCAUCCCCGAAACCCUUAGGGCCUCCUGGAUUAGGAACCUCGUUAGGCGCCUCCACCUUAGGGACUUCCAUAGGGAACCCUGGUUUAGGAACACCUUGUCUAGGGACCCCAGGUCUUCCCAGAGGGAGGCAGCCAAGCCUUACAAGUCAAAUGGCCGCCAGAGCUCUAAACAGUUCGCAGUAUAGUGAGCCGUGUACCUCCCUAUCCCCCCUCUGCCAAAAUGUCCCCUCUAAACCCCUUCAAGUUAAAACCUAUUUUACUCGAAAAAUCCUUCGGUUUUUCGGUGUGGACGCGAGUUUCGAGGAGAACUCGAAACUCCUGUGGAAUGAGAGAAGAAAAAGACUGGCAAUUAAGAAACUUGGUGGUGUUAAGGAGGAGGAGUAUCUAUCAGGGUUCGGAGUAGAGAAUUCUAAUUACUCCGGGUAUACUGAUGUAUACGGACACACUCAACCCACAGCUCUAACCUCGGAGCUGGAAGGGGACAAGAUGGUUCUAAAAAUCUCUAAACCACCCAGAGACAAGGAUUCUAUGCUUUCUCUCUCCUGGCAAUGGUGUGCUUGGAUGGUAACGUCUCUGAAGUCCCGAACAGAUAUACAUUCUUUAAAGUGUGAACACCUCCUUUCCCGUAGCUAUCUUCCUAGUGCUGCCGGUCAAGCUGCCUACUACCAGGCUGAAACCUGCGGUGGGUUAGCUGUAUGUCAGCCCCUCACAAGAAUAUCAAAUCAUCAUCAUUAUCAAGGAGAAAGCCCAGCUGAAGAGGUUUUCUUCAGCAAACCUUCUAGUUUACAUGAACCGGUGUCCAGCACUAUUCAGAAACCAUUCACACAUGAUCCAUACAGAUAUUAUGACCCCACGCUUGAGUUUUGUAACUAUCCGUUUUAUAAUUGCUCGUGCAGAACUUGCAGUUGGCAGCUGCCGAAGGUAGAGAGUGAUUUGCCUCGGAUGAGCAGUGAUGUCGGGGUUUCCAGAAUAUGGAACAGAAUGCUAGACGCGGCAUUUGAUAAUUCCAAUAGGCGGAAACAUGGCAUGGGAUUGGUUGGAAAAGUUCUCCGGAAAAGACGACUUAUCCGGCACGUGCCUGAGCCGGCCCGGAAACGAAAAUUGGGCGGAAAUUCACGUGAUCAUCGGCCAUUUUUCACAUAUUGGGUCAGCUUUGUCCAAGUGACGAUCUUAUUUGUUUCUGUUCUUCUUUAUGGAUUUGGUCCUGUUGGAGUCGAUCUUUAUAAACGAUCUAGCAUGGAGAGGGAUACAGCGUGUUGUUUACGUGAAGACCAGGCAGGCUGUGUACAGACUCAGAAAUCUGAAUGUAAAGCUGCAAGUGGAGGAGUGGCUGCUGUACCAGCUGUAGCAAAACAUAAAUGGAGGUUAGCCGUAGGAGUGAACAGUCCCUGGGACUACAGAACUUGGGACGAACACGGGUCUCAUCAUGACAAAUGGUCCCAGUAUCCGGACCAUCAUAGGUCCAGUGGACCUGUCUGUGGACUUGAUCCAGCGUUCUGUGAAGCCCCUGCCAGCAUUGCCCCGUACAUUUGGCCUGAUGAUAUAACAAAAUGGCCGAUCUGCCGGAAACGGAAAGAACAUGCGGACGCGCCACCAUCAGAAGCUGAGCACAUGGUUUGCGAGGUGAUUGGACAUCCUUGCUGUCUGGGAAUCCGGGGACAAUGUCAGAUUACGACACGGGAAUUCUGUGAUUUUGUCAAGGGAACCUUUCACGAGGAAGCAGCUCUUUGCUCCCAGGUGUCUUGUAUGGACGAUGUUUGUGGAUUAAUCCCUUUUAAUCAACGAGAUAUUCCUGAUCAGUUCUAUAGAAUCUGGACUUCACUCUUCCUUCAUGCUGGGAUUUUCCAUUUAUCCAUCACCCUGGUCUUCCAGUACUGGCUGAUGCGCGACCUAGAGAAGCUGAUCGGUGCAACGCGCAUCUGUAUCGUGUACCUCGGCUCCGGCAUGGUCGGUAAUCUAGCCUCCGCCAUCUUUGUUCCGAACCGUGCCGAAGUCGGACCGGCCGGGGCACACUUUGGGCUGCUAGCUUGCUGUAUAGUAGAGGUGAUACAUCAAUGGCCGAGUCUGAAAUAUCCUGAGAUGGCAAUCUUGAAGCUGGUCGGGGUAACAGCCGUGUUCUUCCUCCUCGGGCUCCUGCCCUGGGUAGACAACUACGCUCACCUCUUCGGUUUUAUUUUCGGGUUCCUCAUCUCCUACGCUAUUCUACCAUUUGUCACCUUCGGUCUCUACGACAGACGGAGAAAAAUCGUCUUGCUCUGGCUCUGUGUCGUCUUCGCAGUUCUUAUAUUUAUCGGUCUGAUUCUUUUGUUCUACGUGAGCCCGAUCCAAGAUUGUGAGAUCUGUAAAUACUUUAACUGUAUACCGAUCACUAAGGACUUUUGCAGUGAACAGAAUAUUAAUUUGAAAACAGAUUCUGGCUAGAGAAUCAGAUUCUGGUUAGAGAAUAAAUGAAAGAAAUGAUGAAAAGGUGAAUAAAAGGAUGAAUAGGUGAAAGAAAGAAUGAAUGAAUAAAUGAAAGGAUGAAUUCAUGAGGGAGGUGGAGGGUUUUUAUAUCUUGUAUAAAUUAUUAAAAUUAAAGAAUGAUCUCUUUUCGACCAGAUUUAUCAUUUAUUGAUGUAAAAAGUUAGGUAAAAUUCGAAUUAAUUUGUUCCAUAUUAUAAAUACUAGUAAGUUUUUGUACUUUAUGAUCAUAUCCGUGAAUGCCAGCUAGAUUGUAAAUUAUUAUUGUAUUGUAAUCCUCCCUUUUCCUAGUUUAAAUUUUUUCCCUCCUAUCUUUCGACCUAUAGUUGAUUUUGACAAAGACUUUGUUUUACAAGAUGUCCGAUAUUAAAUUCCCUAGAAAAUAAUGAAAAAGACGGAUGUAUAAAGCAUUUCAGGAUUUAUGUACAAGAUCCGUGUCUACGUACAUACUUAAACAUCUUGGAACAUGUCUUGUAUCUGGAGUUCUUUGUACCUACUUAUACCUUAUAUAAUGAAACAUUUAUUUUGCACCCUUGCAUCGAUAACUUUCUGUGAAGUGCACAUUUCCUACUAAGAACUGUUUUCAAUUCUCUCUUGAUUCAACUACUCUAUUUGCCCUUUUAUAUAUAUUUAAUUCAGUCUUGAAUUUAGAACCAAUAAACUAUUUUUAGUCUUAAAAUUACAAUUGAUUUUAGUCUUGAAUCACAACUAACUUCUUGUUUAGCAUUUCAACUAAUUUCCAUCUUGACUUACAACUUAAUUUUGUAUUGAAAUUACAACUUUUUUCUGUCUACGUUACCACUAAUUUUAGUCAUUAUGUUCACUAUCUUGCCUUUUUCUUUUUGCACCUUAGCCACUCUUU
Messenger RNA from Eurytemora carolleeae, 5492 nucleotides. RefSeq lists its product as uncharacterized. Gene Ontology annotation, biological process: regulation of protein secretion; regulation of epidermal growth factor receptor signaling pathway. Lineage: Eukaryota; Metazoa; Arthropoda; Copepoda; Calanoida; Temoridae. Gene Ontology annotation, cellular component: endoplasmic reticulum membrane. Gene Ontology annotation, molecular function: serine-type endopeptidase activity. The record is from RefSeq and is a predicted model, not a curated record.